Messenger RNA from Salvelinus namaycush (lake trout), 984 nucleotides. Its product is annotated as proteinase-activated receptor 3-like. The record is from RefSeq and is a predicted model, not a curated record. Gene Ontology annotation, cellular component: membrane. Gene Ontology annotation, biological process: thrombin-activated receptor signaling pathway; blood coagulation; positive regulation of Rho protein signal transduction. Gene Ontology annotation, molecular function: thrombin-activated receptor activity. NCBI's taxonomy places the organism in Eukaryota, Metazoa, Chordata, Actinopteri, Salmoniformes, Salmonidae.
AUGACGUCACAGACGCGACAGGUGCUCCUCUACGGACGGACGGCCCCCUCUGCCCUUACCCCUCCGGCGCUGCGGUUGCUAAGCAAUGACACCGCGGCGUAUCUUGCCGGCCCGCUGAGCACACGGGUCAUACCUUGCGUUUACGUGGGGAUCCCGGCCAACGUUGCCAUCUUGUCUGCCGUGGCCACUAAAGUCAGGACAGUGUCGUCAACCAUCCUCUACUGCAGCCUGGCCGUCUCCGACCUCUUCCUCCUCCUCUCUCUUGUCUUGACAAUGAAGGCCCACUACCAUCUCCACGGCAACCACUGGAUGUUCGGCGAGACUGCCUGCCGCGUUGUCACGGCCUGUUUCUAUGGCAACCUCUACUGCUCGACCCACACGCUAGCCUGCCUUAGCAUCAAGCGUUACCUGGCUGUGGUGCACCCCUUCCUCUACAAGAGCCUUCCCAAGAGGGCGUGCACCGUUUGGGCCAGUUUGGCUGUGUGGGGGGUGUUUGGGGCUGCCGUCAUACCUAAACUACUGGUCCGUCAGAGCUACCGCCUACCCCAGCUCGGCCUCACCACCUGCCAUGAUGUACUCCCCCGGGACUACAGCUCCCAUGCUCCUCUGCUCUACUACAAUCUGGGCCUGACAAUACUGGGUCUAUUAGUCCCCCUGGUGGUCACGGCUGUGUGUUACACACGGAUCGUACGAGAACUCAACCGCUCGCACCACGACUGGACACUGUAUGUCAAGGCCAGCUCACUGGUGUUUGUGAUCUUCGUGGCAUGUUUCGGCCCCGCCGCAACCCUCCACUUCCUGCAUUACGUACGCCUGUUGGAGGGCGGAGAGGAGAGCUUCUAUGGCUACUUCAAGGUAGCGGUGUGUCUGUGCUGCCCGCAUUCCUGCCUGGACCCGUUCCUCUUCCUCCUCAUGUCUAAAUCAGCCGGAUCCAAACUCUACUUCAUGACCCUCAAGGGGAAGAGACUGAACACCUCCACCUGA